AUGUCGCCAGACAGGAUCUGCUAUCUGAGCGAAGAAGCUCAGCAACGUUUCGCUCGUGAGUUGGACGGGAACAAGAAAUUCGCAUUCGCCUUCGCAAAACGAUUCGCAGCUCAAGCAAGGCUAAAAAUGGAGACGUUACUGCUUUUCGUCGUUAUUUCCACGAUCGCUCUUUCUGCGGGAUUCGCCUAUGAUGAUGAACGUAACACAGAUCUGGCCAAGGAACGAUUCGCUCGUGAUCUUGCGAAGCAGAAGUUCGCCUUUGCAUUUGCAAAACGCAAUCCAGAUCUGAGCGAAGAAGCUCAGCAACGUUUCGCUCGUGAGUUGGACGGGAACAAGAAAUUCGCAUUCGCCUUCGCAAAACGAUUCGCAGAUCGAGACGAUCAGCUGGUUCGAUUCGCCAGGCCGAGUUUUGCGUGA
Molecule: messenger RNA, 417 nt
Organism: Ostertagia ostertagi
Lineage: Eukaryota; Metazoa; Nematoda; Chromadorea; Rhabditida; Trichostrongylidae
Source: the annotation of a GenBank genome assembly